Messenger RNA from Menidia menidia (Atlantic silverside), 2349 nucleotides. The record is from the annotation of a GenBank genome assembly. NCBI's taxonomy places the organism in Eukaryota, Metazoa, Chordata, Actinopteri, Atheriniformes, Atherinopsidae.
CUGCAGCCGGUGGAACGGGACGACCUCUACGGGAAAACCCUCAAGAUCACAGAUUUCGGUUUGGCCAGAGAGUGGCACCAGACCACCAAGAUGAGUGCGGCGGGGACCUACGCCUGGAUGGCACCAGAGGUCAUCAAGCUUUCCCUCUUCUCCAAGAGCAGCGACGUGUGGAGCUUUGGUGUGUUGCUCUGGGAGCUGCUGACUGGAGAGGUUCCCUAUCGGGAGAUCGACGCUCUGGCGGUGGCUUACGGUGUCGCCGUGAACAAGCUAACACUCCCCAUCCCCUCAACCUGCCCUGAACCUUUCGCUCAACUACUUGGAGAGUGUUGGAGCCCCAACCCCCACAGCAGGCCGUCAUUCACCAGCAUAUUAAGGCGACUGCUGGCCAUUGAACAGUCGGCCAUGUUUCAGAUGCCUCUGGAGUCCUUUCACUCCUUACAGGAAGACUGGAGAUUGGAGAUCCAGCAGAUGUUUGAUGAGCUCAGGGCCAAAGAGAAGGAGCUGAGGUCCUGGGAGGAGGCGUUAGCCCGGGCAGCAGAGGAGCAGAGAGAGCAGGAGGAGCAGCUGAAGAGGAGAGAGCAGGAGCUGGCGGAGAGGGAGUUUGACAUAGUGGAGCGAGAGCUGAACAUCAUCAUCCAUCAGAUGUACCAGGAAAAGCCCAGUGUCAAGAAGAGGAAAGGCCACUUUAAGAAGAGCAGACUGCUGAAGCUGGGAAGAGACAGCAACUGCAUCAGCCUGCCCUCUGGAUUUGAGCACAAGAUCACAGUGCAGGCGUCACCCAGUGUGGACAAGAGGAAGAACCAAGGCAGCGAGAGCACCACGCCGCCUGCCAGCCCGGGGGUCCUCCCCCGCUUGCGAGCCAUCAGAUUGACGCCGAGCGAUGGCAGUAAGACGUGGGGCCGCAGCGCUGUGUGUAAGAAAGAAGACCUGACAACUAGCAAGAAGAAAGGUCGCACCUGGGGGCCGAGCUCCACCCACCAGAAGGAGCGGGUCGGUGGGGAGGAAAAGCUGAAAUCACUUAGUGAAGGUGGCAAAGUUUAUUCCUCAAGUGCACCCAAUCUUGGCAAGUCCCCCAAACACGCACCGAUGACAGGUGGCUUCUCUAGCCUGAAUGAGAUGGAGGAAUGCUGCGAGUUCGAGGAAUCUCCAGGAUCUUUACAGCCCUCAGAAACCAGCAGCAAUGGGGUCAUGGAGGAUUCGGGGCCGCUGUGGGGCAGCCUGGGGCCCAACGCAAUGCUCUCUGUUGGUAGCAUGAGCUCCUAUACGGCUCCUGGAGGCCCCGGCACCGGUGGGAGUUGUCAGGACUCGACUCGUCGCUGCAGUCAGAGGAAAAAGAGCGACAUGCUGCUGUUGGGUUGCGCCUCUUUGCUGGCCUCUGUGGGUCUGGGACAGGACCUCCUUCAGCUGGGAAAACUGCAGGUGCUUCAGGAUGAGCAGGACCUCAGAGAGGAGCAGCGUAAGAAAAAGGACGGCCUGUUCCAGCGCACGGGCCGUUUUCGUCGUAGCACCUCCCCUCCAAGCAGAAACCUCUCCCUGACCCUCUCCAGACACCAGGACUCUGCGCUGCCCUGCACGGACCCCUCCCCCUCCGUCACACUCCUGUCGCUGUCCUCUCUGUCUGACUGCAACUCCACCAAGUCCCUCCUCCCCUCCGACCCGGACGAGUACCCCCUGACCCCCGUGACCGGGGUCAAGAUGCCAGCGGCCUCUCCGGCGCCGGCCCUCAACCCGUUGUUGGACCUUCGGGCCGAGAGCUUCAAAAAGGAGCCCAACCAGUCGCUCACGCCCACGCACGUGUCCGCCGCCAUGGCUCUGAACAGAGGACACAGACGCACCCCUUCAGACGGAGCCAUCCGACCCAGAGCCCAGACUCUGGGACACCGCAGGACGCCGUCAGACGGCAGCAUGCCCAUGCCUCCUCCACCGGGAGCUCCCCACAUCACAACAAGCAAAGGUACAGCUGACACCCUUGACAUCCCUCGCCUCCCGGACCCCUCCAUCAUCUUCCCGGUACCCCAUCGGCGCAAAGCUCCUGCCCCCCCCAUCCCUGUCCCGGAUCCUCUCAUCAGCCCUCCGGAGAGGCCCAAGACUCUGGAGUUUGCCCCCCGGCCGCGGCCCACCCCGGUGCGGAUAAGACCCGACCCCUGGAAGCUGGGCUCUCUGUCCCGGACCCUGAGCUCUUCCCCGGGCAGCAGCUGCGACAGUCCUCUCGGCUCGGGGGACAGCACCGCCAGCGCCGCACGGCCGAACCUGCUGGACAUGGACAUGGAGGGCCAGAACCAGGACCCGACAGUCCCCCUGUGUGGAAAGCUGCAGCCAGCCACUCUGUGCGGACAACAGUACUCUUAG